Molecule: messenger RNA, 2469 nt
Organism: Syngnathoides biaculeatus (alligator pipefish)
Lineage: Eukaryota; Metazoa; Chordata; Actinopteri; Syngnathiformes; Syngnathidae
Product: protocadherin alpha-3-like
Exons: 1
Coding region: 94-2469 (791 amino acids)
Biological process (GO): homophilic cell-cell adhesion
Cellular component (GO): plasma membrane
Molecular function (GO): calcium ion binding
Source: RefSeq, a predicted model, not a curated record
AGGAGGAGGAUCGCGGGAGGGAUUAUGGACGAUCGGGCGUUGUUUUGCGCAUAACGAGCGGUGUUUGUGACGUGGGAAUCCGCGCAAAUAGCGAUGGGCGGUGGCCGCAAAACGUCGCGGCUGUGCCGGCUGUUCCUCGCGGUUUUAUUGCGCUGCUGCGCCGCUCAGAUUUCCUUCUCCAUUUCCGAAGAGGUGGACAAAGAAACCGUGGUGGGAAACCUUGCGAAGGAGUUAAAUGUCAACGCGAGGGACCUUCAAACUCGGGAUCUCAGCCUGGUGUCUGCUUACAGUCAGGAAUACUUCAAGGCCAAUUUUCGAACAGGGGAGCUUUAUGUUGCAGCGCGAAUCGACCGCGAGGAGCUGUGUCCGAAGGCGACGAAAUGCACUCUCAACUUGGAGGCCAUCCUCCGAAGCCCGAUGUCGCUGCAUCGAAUUGAGGUGCUGGUCGAUGACGUGAACGACAACGCGCCUCGCUUCGUGGAGGAGUCGCACUCGCUCAACGUGUCCGAAUCCUCGCCGGCGGGCGAGCAUUUCUUGCUUCCUCUGGCGCUUGACGCUGACGUCGCAGCAAACUCGGUGAAGACUUACAAGCUGAGUGCAAAUGAAUAUUUCGCUCUUGACGUGCAAGGCGGCGACGGCGAGCAAAGUGCGUCGGCUGAGUUGAUGCUGAUCAAAGCUUUAGAUAGAGAAAAACAAGCCGCGAUUAAAUUAACACUUACCGCCGUUGAUGGAGGAAAGCCUUCCAAAAGUGGAACGUCGUUGUUGACGGUAAAUGUUUUGGAUGUUAACGACAACUCGCCGACGUUCAGUCAAGCGCUGUACAAGGCUCGCGUGCAAGAAAAUGCGCCCUUUGGGUCUUUAGUCGUUCAGUUAAGUGCGACAGAUUUCGACGAAGGAGACAACGGGAGGCUGACGUUCGCCUUUGUGAAACGCGCACAUUUUGACCCCGCAGACGUGUUUUUGAUAGACGCAGACACGGCUGAGGUGACUGUAAAAGGCCGUUUGGAUUAUGAGGCGCAAGCAGCGUACGAUAUUCACGUCCAAGCAGCCGACCACGGUUUGUCGCCUCGGAGGGCCAACGCAAAGCUCCUCGUGGAAGUGCUCGACGUGAACGACAAUGCCCCAGAAAUUGUCGUGACGUCACUCAUGAACCCCGUGAAGGAAGAUGCUGAGCGAGGAAGCGUCGUGGCUUUGGUGACGGUGACUGAUAAAGACGGGGGGAAGAAUGGCAACACUCAAUGCAAAUUAGGGUCCGCUGCACCUUUUCACCUUAAGUCUAAUUAUAGAAACUAUUACUCUCUCGUUGUGGAUGGCCCCCUAGAUAGGGAAGAAUACGCCUUUUAUAAUGUCACUCUUGUUGCGAAUGAUGAGGGGAAACCUCCUCUAUCCAGUGCAAGUUUAAUCGCCAUUCACAUUGCUGACGUGAAUGACAACGCGCCACGUUUCUCCGAAUCUGUGAUUAAUAUUUAUGUCAAAGAAAACAGUCCUGCGGGAGCAACUAGCCACAGAAUAACCGCAAAAGAUUCCGACAUGAAUGAGAAUGCAAGAGUGACGUAUGCAUUGUUGGGAGAUGCAAAUGGAAUUCCAAUAUCGUCAAUGAUCAACAUCAACCCGGAGAGCGGCGACAUCGUCAGCUUGCAGUCGUUCGACUACGAGACGCUGCAGACGCUGGAGUUCAAAGUUCAGGCCACGGACGGCGGCGUCCCUCCGCUCAGCGGCAACGUGAGCGUCAACCUUUUCAUCCUGGACCAGAACGACAACAGUCCCCGCAUUCUGCCGCCCUAUUCCGAGCACGGCUCGGCCAACGGCGAGAGCGUCCCCUACUCCGCCGAAGCGGGAUACUUUGUGGCGAAGAUCAGGGCCGUGGACGCCGACUCGGGUUACAACGCGCUGCUCUCCUACCAGCUGUCGGAGCCCAAAGGCGGCAACGGGCCGCUCUUCCGCAUCGGAAGCGGCAGCGGGGAGAUUCGGACCAGGAGGAGAAUGAGCGAGGAUGACCUGAAAAGUCACCCCUUGGUGGUGUCGGUGUGCGAUCACGGAGAAGCCUCCCUGUCGGCGACGGUGUCCAUUGAUGUGCUGGUGCUUGAAAGCACAGCUGACAUCCGCACUCAGUUCAGACAUGUGCCCAGAAAGGAGGAGAGCUUCUCCCGUUUGCACUUGUAUCUGCUCAUCGCCAUCGCGGCCGUGUCGCUGGUCUUUCUGCUCAGCCUGCUGGCUUUCGUAGCCUUCAAAUGCCGCAGACGGACGGACGGCGGCGCCCCCGUGAUUGCCGCCCACCCCGACGGGAGCUGGUCUUACUCCAAAGCGACGCAGCAGUACGACGUGUGUUUGGGCUCCGACACGCUCAAGAGCGACCUGGUGCUUUUCCCCGCGGCCUUUCCGCCCGCCGAGGCCGAACUGAUCAGCAUUCACGGAGGCGACACCUUCACCAGGACUCAGACCUUGCCAAACAGCGAGAAGGUAAUGUAG